UAGAAAGAGGAGGACGGCUUGACCCUUCUUCAAUUUUAGAAAUAUUAUAUACGCCACAAUUUAUGUGGAUGCGAUCAGUCUUGUUUAUACCUGCUUGUACGAACGAUUGAAAAAAUGUACUUCGCCAAAGAGAGCAGCGCAUCGAACGACGUGAAGAAGGAAUAUAACGUUAUGGAACGUCGCGCGGUGCGCUUACUGAGCAGACGUUACGACCUGACGAAUACGAGCUACAAGUAUUUGGAAAUUGGAAUCAACGUUGGUCUACCGAGUUACAUGAAGAUCGCCCUGGGAGAUCAUCGCGAACACGAACUGUCGCUGUCUCUCGAAACAUGGAAGGGCCUCUACGAGCAGCGAUGGAAUAUUUACAAGAUGCUGCGAAACGAAUACAAGGACAAUUUUAUAAGCGUUGGGCCGAUAACCAUCAGAGUUUGCAAGCUGAACGAUGUUACGCUAGUACGUCUCGAUUCUUUAUCCGUACACAUGAUGAUGACCGAAACGACGCUAAAACC
Molecule: messenger RNA, 509 nt
Organism: Mycetomoellerius zeteki
Lineage: Eukaryota; Metazoa; Arthropoda; Insecta; Hymenoptera; Formicidae
Exons: 2
Source: RefSeq, a predicted model, not a curated record